This is a messenger RNA of Drosophila montana, 691 nucleotides long. RefSeq names its product eukaryotic translation initiation factor eIF1-like. Gene Ontology annotation, cellular component: eukaryotic 43S preinitiation complex. The record is from RefSeq and is a predicted model, not a curated record. Bases 214 to 546 code for a protein of 110 amino acids. The transcript has a single exon. Gene Ontology annotation, biological process: translational initiation. Gene Ontology annotation, molecular function: RNA binding; ribosomal small subunit binding; translation initiation factor activity. Lineage: Eukaryota; Metazoa; Arthropoda; Insecta; Diptera; Drosophilidae.
UAUCUCUAGUUCAGUGGUCAAUUUAAAUAUUUUGGUUGCCAUACAAAAAACAAUAGUCAUAAAUUCCGAUAUACAGGCUAACAAAAUAUAAAAAAAAAUUGAAUCGUUCAGAAAAAUCAGCAAAACAACAAAAAAAAUAAAAAAAAAUUCGUUUAUAAUUUUGUGCAACUUUUGGCAUUUAUUGCAGUAUUCGAUUUCUGCACAGCACUUCGCAUGUCCAUUCAGAAUCUCAACUCGCGCGAUCCAUUCGCCGAUGCCAUCAAGGGACCAGAUGAUGACAUUCAGGACGGUCUCGUCCACAUACGUAUCCAACAGCGCAACGGACGCAAGACUCUAACCACCGUACAGGGUUUGUCAGCUGAAUACGAUCUAAAGAAAAUUGUGCGCUCCUGCAAAAAGGAAUUCGCAUGCAACGGCACUGUCAUUGAGCAUCCCGAAUACGGUGAGGUAUUGCAGCUCCAGGGCGAUCAACGCGAAAAUAUUUGCCAGUGGCUAACUAAGGUCGGGCUGGCCAAGGCCGAUCGCCUCAAGGUGCAUGGAUUCUGAGCGCGGAACACUGGACAAAUAAAAAAUCAAUCGAUGGGAUUGUAAAACAAAGGACAACAAAAAACAAUUGUUCAAAAGGAGUUUAAUAAUGCAUCAUUUUUAGUUAACUAUCUGAUUAAAAGUUUUACAGUUCUGCAGUGCUAAA